AGAGAAAUUUAGAAAUUUAAAAUGUAUGCAUUACACUUUUGUAUAAUUCCCUAUGUUCUAUCAUUUUGGUUACUGGCUGGGCAGGGUAGUGAAGGUGCUCCGGCUGCUACCCAGUGGGUUGAUAGAUCUGAUCCUGAUCCAUGUUCCAGGGGCCUAGCAUGUGUUCCUUUUACCAGAUGUAAAUGGAUGUGUGAUGCAGCCAGAGAUGGACUUCUUACAACAAAUAAAACAUACCAGGAAGUUGUACAAGAGAGGACCUGUGGCUUUAAUUUUGAAGACCAUUCUUCAGUUUGUUUAGUGAAUGUCUGCUGUGAGGAUGAUAGUGUAUCAGAAUCUAAAUACUGUGACAUGGACGAACCAUCUAAACAGGUUAAAUCUGAGUGUGGUAUGGAAGGAGGACAACUGAGUUUCUUUGAUGAGCGGGUAGUGGGAGGAGACGAUACUGUUCCUGGAAAAUACCCCUGGACGGUUCUUCUCAGGGAUGACGGGGAACAUUAUCUGUGUGGUGGAGCAAUCAUUUCUCGGAAACAUAUUGUUACCGCUGCUCAUUGUGCUAAGUCUGAGAUUACAAAUGCUGUGAUUGGAGAAACUAAUCGAAAAACCGAAUAUGAUUGUUUGUAUCCAGGAGACCCCUGUUCUGGUGACGAGGAAUGCUUCAAGUCUAUGAACUGUGCUCCAAAAGCUAUCUUCAGAGAAAUUAAAGAGAGAAUAAUACACCCCGAGUACAAUCCAAGCUUGGCUACUUCUGAAUUUGAUAUUGCUGUAAUCAUCAUCGAUCCAAUUAAAUAUGAUCAGUGGGCUAAACCUGUGUGUCUGCCAGACAUUGUAAAUUAUAACCCUGUUCAGACUUUAAAAGAACAACUGAUUAUGGCAGGUUGGGGAAAUAAACAGGACUCUCAGAAAAGCCGGCAACAAGAAUCUGCUACUAUUCUGCAAAGUCUAGCUUUACAAGAUUUAGGAGCUGAUGCUUGUCAGAAAGCCCUCAAUUACAACAUUACAGCUAAUCAGCUGUGUGGUGGUGUCCCCGGAGGUAAAAGUGUGGGAGCAUGCCAAGGAGACUCUGGGUCUCCUCUCAUCAGAAAAACAAAGACCAACCAAUUUGAGCUGAUCGGGCUUGUCAGCUUCGGUUUAGAUCAUGGAUGUGGAAACCCUGAAGUAGUGUACACAAGAGUAACAGCUGAUCUCGUCAAGUGGAUAAAUAUGGCUGCCUUCAGUUAACCAUCUUUAACGGCACUUUAGACGUAAUUUUGAAAUUACUAUUCAUUUUUAGAGGGCCAUGUCCGAUUCACAGGGCUUCCUUUUCAAAUCUUAAACGUGUU
This is a messenger RNA of Eurytemora carolleeae, 1319 nucleotides long. RefSeq names its product transmembrane protease serine 9. Gene Ontology annotation, biological process: proteolysis. The record is from RefSeq and is a predicted model, not a curated record. Bases 22 to 1218 code for a protein of 398 amino acids. Lineage: Eukaryota; Metazoa; Arthropoda; Copepoda; Calanoida; Temoridae. Gene Ontology annotation, molecular function: serine-type endopeptidase activity. The transcript is spliced from 15 exons.